AUGGACGUAACCAGCUCCGAAUUCCAAACCCUCUACGAGGCCAUGACAACCUUCGUGAACACCUGCAUGUCCGGCCACGACCCCUCCCACAACCCAGCACACGUCCACCGCGUCGCCAACCUUGCCAACACAAUCCUCCAAGCCGAACAAACCGCCAAUCCCACCAAACCCCUUUCCGCAGCCGUAGUCAAGCUCGCCGCUCUGCUCCACGACAUCGGCGAUAGGAAGUACCUACCCACCCUCGCCUCAACCACCUCCGAUGGCACAACAGAUAUCGAUCCCAAGACAAUGGUCCAAAUCGCCCUCCUAAACGCCGGCGCGCCCUCCGACCUAGCCACAAAAGUCCAAACAGUCGUCUCCCACGUCUCCUACACAACCGAAUGCAAGGACCCCGCUUUGAUCCGACGCCUCAUCGAACAAGACGGAUAUCCCGAGCUCGCAAUCGUGCAAGAUGCAGAUCGACUCGAUGCCAUCGGGGCGAUUGGGAUUGGGCGGACGUUUACGUUUCUCGGCGCACAGGGGAAGAAAUUUGCCAAGGAGGGAGAGUGGGAGAUGGGGAAUUGUAUUGAGCAUUUUGUAGAGAAGUUGGAGAGGCUUGAGGGGAUGAUGAAGACUGAGACUGGGAGGGGGAUGGCGAGGGUAAGGACGGAGAGGUUGGGGGUUUUCAGGGGGUGGUGGGAGGAGGAGAUGGGGGUUGCUACUGCUUCUGUCUAA
Penicillium subrubescens is the source of this 714-nucleotide messenger RNA. RefSeq names its product HD domain-containing protein. Lineage: Eukaryota; Fungi; Ascomycota; Eurotiomycetes; Eurotiales; Aspergillaceae. The transcript has a single exon. The record is from RefSeq and is a predicted model, not a curated record. The coding region runs from base 1 to 714 and encodes 237 amino acids.